AGGACGCUCCCAUUAUCCGGCUCCUGCCGUGUUGGAGGCAGCUGGACCAGCCGUGCAUUAAUAGAUUACACAGAGGAUUUGGGCUCGCCAACAGCGAGGGGAACGCUCGCAGGAGGCAGCGCGGGCAAGGCCAGGGCGGCUUGCCGAGCCGGCGGGGACGGACGCAGACCCCGCUAACACCUUUUCCAGCAGAGCCCCCCAGAGCCCCCGGCUGCCACCAUGGAUGAGUGGGACCUCCCGCAGUGGAAGAAGGAGGUGGAAAGCCUGAAGUACCAGCUGGCCUACAAGCGGGAGAUGUCGUCCAAGACAAUACCCGAGUUUGUGAAGUGGAUCGAGGACGGCAUUCCAGAAGAUCCCUUCUUGAACCCGGAGCUGAUGAAAAACAACCCCUGGGUGGAGAAAGGCAAAUGCACCAUCCUCUGAGGGGGUCAGCCCCCACCUGCGCCGGCUCCUGCGGCCCCUCGCUCCCCCACACUGAAUGUACACUUUUUUAUUAGCUAGCU
Aquila chrysaetos chrysaetos is the source of this 503-nucleotide messenger RNA. RefSeq names its product G protein subunit gamma 13 (gene GNG13). The transcript has 3 exons. Gene Ontology annotation, molecular function: G-protein beta-subunit binding. Gene Ontology annotation, cellular component: heterotrimeric G-protein complex. The coding region runs from base 220 to 423 and encodes 67 amino acids. Lineage: Eukaryota; Metazoa; Chordata; Aves; Accipitriformes; Accipitridae. The record is from RefSeq and is a predicted model, not a curated record. Gene Ontology annotation, biological process: phospholipase C-activating G protein-coupled receptor signaling pathway; sensory perception of taste.